Closterium sp. NIES-67 is the source of this 1839-nucleotide messenger RNA. Lineage: Eukaryota; Viridiplantae; Streptophyta; Zygnematophyceae; Desmidiales; Closteriaceae. The record is from the annotation of a GenBank genome assembly.
AUCUUAUCCGCUCCACGCACCUCCAUCAGCGACCACUUUUGGCUGGCUCCUCUCCUUCGCCUUCCCUCCUGCGAAGCACCGCAUUUCACGCGUGCUUUGAUCAGCUUCUUGCGAAGCGAGUCGCUUCGAACUGCGGAGACACUACGCCCCCUCCCGCCACGCCCCUCACCACCCACGUAAUAGUCGUAUCUUUGGACGUCCGACAGCUCGCCACCCUCAUAGCACCCAAGACGCGGCUCCCAUUCGCCGCCAUGGACGGCGCCGCCUGCGACGAUGACACCAUUCUCCUGCUCCUACCAGACGGCGGCGUGCGCAUGUUCUCCGCCGCGCGCCCCGGCGACCCGCCGCUCCUCGCCGCCGACAUCCUCGCGGAGUUCCCCGCCUGCCGCGUCUGCCGCCUCGACUCCCCCUCGUCGCCAGGCCGCUCCGCCUGCCUUUCCCCGCGCGCCGCGCUCCGCCCCGGAACCACGUACUUCCUCGUCGAGCCUGUAAUGGGCCGCGAUUUCUGCGGCCUGGACCCCGUUACAAUGGAACCCAUUACAAGUUUCGGCCCUUGCGUGGAGUCUGCCUAUCGACCCAAGAGCGCCGGCGGCGCCGCGGGGCAGUUUCCCGACUUUAUGGAGACUUCGAGAGGCUGUUUCCCCACAGGCGCACCACAUGGGUUUUCCCACUCCAGAAAUCCUAGCACCAGCAGCAGCGGGAGCAGCAAUGCGAGCAGCAACAGCAGCAUCAGCAGCAAUGGCGGAUCCGGUGGAUGCGGCGGCAGCGAAAAGAGCUCCGGACCUCGGCGACUGAUUCGCGGACUCACGUCUCCCGCCGCCGCAGGGGGAACCGCGCCGCCCGCGCACCGUUCGCAAAGCUUCCGCCCUGCCGCUUCGCCUUCCGACGCGCCCGAGCCGUUCGACAUGACCGCUGCCGCGGCAGCCGCCGUGGCAUGCGGCGGAAAUGGCGCGUCUCCCCUGUCGCCUAUGACGGUCUCCUCGGGGCCUUACAUCUCGCGCGCCGCUUCGUGGUCCGCCGCCUCCGCCGCCUCCCCUUCCGGCUGGGCGGACGCCUGCGACGCCGCGCUUAACUACGGAUCCGCGCACGAUUUUCCCCCCGCGCGAUCGACCCUAGACCCGCCGGAAUUUCCGCCAGUGCGGUCGCGCCACGCGUCGGCGGAAGACGCGGCGUUUGAGUUUAUCAAGCAGCACAACGCGACGACGUCCUCCGCGAGCCGGCGGUUCCAGCGCGCGCCGCUCUCCCCCGCGCCUCUGCCCCCGCGCUGUUCCGCGCAGCAGCAGCAGUCCGCGCGAGAGCAGCAGUCAGCAGCAGCUGUGCUGGGCGCAGGCGCUUCCGGCAGGCUGGGGGUGCAGCGGAGCAGCAGUACGCGCAAUAAGAUCGUCUCGCUUGAAGACAUUGUGUACGGGCGGGUAACAUCAUGAGCAAUCUGCACCACCGACUUUCGGUCGAAUAUGGCAUCCUGCUCCCACUCUGAAGGGGUGCACUUCGCUGCUCCGCUCAGUAGGUGUGAUUUUAUCCCCGUUUUCAACAGGCUGCCUCCGGUUAAUGGUCCAACGGGUGACCAAUGUGUGUACAUGUGUUUUCCCAAGGGCGUGGCACAUCCUAAUGGAUUCCACACCACCUUGGUUGUGCAGUGUUUGUCUCCAGGCGUUGUACUCGCCCGAGAGCUUCUGUCGCUGCACAUCUGUAACCACGAAUGAUAUGGCUUGUUCACUCACCAGCUUCUCUCAGCUACCAGUAGGUAAUUCCACAAUCUGUCAGCUUUGCAUAAUGGACAAACCAGUAAAAACCAUCACUACGAGCAGCCAGUAGCAAUGGAAGAGAUGUAUCCCCAGU